GUGAGCCAAUCUCUGCUAGUUAUUUGCAUUGUCGCGUUGCUAAUCAGUGUGAAAGCGUGUCGUGGCGGCGACUACUCCAAGCUAUGUGCCGGCUUGUUGCAAGCGACAUGCUACGGGAUUCCGGGCCUAAUCGUCCCCUACCCAGCUACGAGUAUGUGCCACUUGAUGCUCGUACGAGGACAAUGCUGA
Molecule: messenger RNA, 189 nt
Organism: Trichoderma harzianum CBS 226.95
Lineage: Eukaryota; Fungi; Ascomycota; Sordariomycetes; Hypocreales; Hypocreaceae
Exons: 2
Source: RefSeq, a predicted model, not a curated record